AUGUGGGUUACCUUCUUCGUUCAGCCAGCCACAGACAGCCUGGUCUUCACGAAGUACGCGCUCCUGGAGAUCCGCCAGUCGAUCUUCCCGUCGACACGGCUGGCUUACUUGAAAUUGAGAUCGACAUGCUUUUUUUUUCUGCAGGGAACAUUCCUUAUGAGCCGUACAGGCAUCCGCCGAAUGCUUGAUGCUGGGGUCAAAGAAGGCGCCGUUGUCAACGUGUCCAGCAUUACCGCAAAGGCCGGCAUGAAGGGCCUUGCCAGCUACGUGGCCUCAAAAACCGGCAUCUUGGGAAUGACAAAGUCCAUGGCGAUGGAUGUCGCUGGUACUGGUAUCCGCUGCAACGCUGUCCUUCCAGGCUUCACGGUGACGCCUAUGUCUGACCAUCUUACCGAAGAUGAGAAGAAGCAACUCACUGCAACCAUACCACUCAGCCGCCCUGCUCAACCACGCGAGGUGGCGCAGGUAGUGGCAUUCCUGUGCGGGCCACAGAGCUCCUACAUGGUCGGGACCAUGGUCGAAGUCUCGGGAGGCGCAGUGCUAUAAUAA
Molecule: messenger RNA, 549 nt
Organism: Rhipicephalus sanguineus (brown dog tick)
Lineage: Eukaryota; Metazoa; Arthropoda; Arachnida; Ixodida; Ixodidae
Product: estradiol 17-beta-dehydrogenase 8-like
Exons: 2
Coding region: 1-546 (181 amino acids)
Molecular function (GO): oxidoreductase activity
Source: RefSeq, a predicted model, not a curated record